Messenger RNA from Sinocyclocheilus grahami, 1280 nucleotides. RefSeq names its product transcription factor E2-alpha-like. The record is from RefSeq and is a predicted model, not a curated record. Gene Ontology annotation, cellular component: transcription regulator complex; chromatin. The transcript is spliced from 11 exons. Lineage: Eukaryota; Metazoa; Chordata; Actinopteri; Cypriniformes; Cyprinidae. Gene Ontology annotation, molecular function: DNA-binding transcription factor activity, RNA polymerase II-specific; RNA polymerase II cis-regulatory region sequence-specific DNA binding; protein dimerization activity. The coding region runs from base 1 to 1221 and encodes 406 amino acids. Gene Ontology annotation, biological process: regulation of transcription by RNA polymerase II.
AUGUCUCUUAUUUUGACUUGUGAGGGUUUGUUUAAAGCAGACUGGCGUGUAGCUGUAGAUGGGAAGGUCAGCAGACGUGUGUUUGUAGGGAAAUCUGAAAGAGGAUACCCCGUUACACAGCCGCAGCUCUUGCCCGCUGAUAUUAGCGAUGGCCUUUCUCCUCCGGGAAUGAAAGUCUCUUCUCAGUUCUACAGUCCUCACCGCCGGAGGCUCGCCGACUCCAGCAUAGGAUUCCCAGCUUUGGUUUCUUCUGUCUGGCAGGUUUAUCCCGGUUCCACCGGAGAGGACUAUAACCAGGAUGGCACCGGAUACCCCGGAUCCAAAGCUGCAAACCUUUAUCCAGGCUCUUUCUGGCCGGAUGGGCUUCCGGAUCAUUGGGGACAGUCUGGUUAUCCUCCUGUCAUGAGUAACUCUCCUCACAUCGGUCAGCCGGCUCCGUUCUCCUCCAUAAACACACAGAAGCGGCAGCCUUUGCCCCUGUCGCCGCAGAACUACGAGGUUAACUUACCCACCAGCUUCCACCAGGCCUCGGCUGGAUACGGCGUUCCCAACCACACGCCACCCAUCAGCACCACGGAUGGCAUCAUGGUUAGCAGAGCUGGAAACACAGGCAGCUCCGGCGCGGAGAUCGGGAAAGCUCUCGCUUCGGUGAGUUUGGGGUUUCACAGUUUACCACAGUCCAGUGCUCUGCUGCAGGGACACCACGCCCCCCAUCAGGCUCCGCCCACUUCCCAGUCCGACACCUUUACCAGUCUUUCUCUGCCUCGUUCCUCCAGCUCGGAAAUAAAGCGGGAAGAUAAGGAAGACGAUGAGAACCUGUCUAUCGGAGAUAAAUCAGAGGACGAGAAGAAAGACGGAAAAAGCCACACGCGAACGAGCAGCGUGUCGGAGGAGUGUCUGACGGUGGAGGAGAAGGAGCAGCGCGAGCGCGAGCGGCGCAUGGCCAAUAAUGCUCGGGAGCGGGUUCGUGUGCGCGACAUUAACGAAGCCUUCAGGGAGCUCGGCCGCAUGGUGCAGCCGCACCUGAAGAGUGACAAGGCUCAGACUAAACUCAUCAUCCUCCAGCAGGCCGUGCAGGUCAUCCUGGGCCUGGAGAGACAGGUGCGAGAGCGUAAUCUGAACCCGAAGGCUGCGUGUCUGAAGAGGAGAGAGGAGGAGAAGGCCACAGGAGAGCCGCAGAUGCUGUCAGGUCUGGGAGGAGACGGACACGGCCAUAUCUAACAUUCAGGUGAGCUUCACAUCUGUGGUUAUGAUGCAGUUGAAUAUUCAUGUUGGGUUCA